UUUGGCUAAGAUCAAGUGUAGUAUCUGUUCUUAUCAGUUUAAUAUCUGAUAUGUGGGCCAUGUGCCCACAACGAUAUUAAAUUUAUUUUUUAUGGGGAAAGGUCCACAAUAGUGGCUUGUCACUAGGACCCUUAGGUGUCGCCCAGGCUUUGCACUGCUGCCUGGGCCCGGCGCACCCCAACCAAAUCGAAUUUCUAAUUUGCUUCAAAUUGAUGAUUGUUUUCUGUUUUUUAUUAAACCGAAUAACAAAGUUAAUUUCGAUGGCGGUGCCUAGAAUUGCUUCAAUAAUCACGAUAAGCUUCCUGAAUAUGACAACCCCGCUGUCUAUUCGGCCCGUUGUCCGUCCAUUAAUGCUGGGCCUAAUCCCAAUAAUCAUCAGCCCAUGGUCCAAAACAGGUUCGGUAAGUUGCGGGCUUUUCUGCUCGUGGGCUUUAGCGAGCGAGUCCAUUCGACUGCACGGUGGGUCGCGCCUCCACGCAGCCAUCGUGGUGGAAGUAACUCUCGCCUCCAGUACCACCCCCCGCCUCCGCCCCCGACCAUGGCAACCUCCACGCCGCCGUCCUAAUUAACAGCCACUCUCCCAAGUCCCAACCUACCCCGAGACCCAGCCCCCCCCGCGCUGGCCGCGACCCGCCCCGGGAUCGCGCGGAUCAGAUGCUAUCCCUGGGCGCCCUCCGCAAGCUCUGCGCCGCCUUCGACGCCGUCGCGCUCACCAUCAUCGCCGCCGGCCUCUCCCACCCCCGCUGCCGCCCCUUCUCCGCGCGCGCGGCCCCUCCGCCGGACUUCCCCACCAUUGCCUCCUGCCGAGCCGCGGUCGCGGCCUCCAAGCGCCGCCGCCAGCCCUCUUCGGCCCCCGCCGAGGCGCAGCCGGAACGGCCCGCGGACGCCGAGGCGCCGGUGCUGGUCAGGAUCAAGAGAGAGCGGGACCCGGUUCGGCUGUACGAGCUGUUCAAGGCCAAUGCGGACAACCGCGUCCUGGUCGAGAACCGGUUCGCGUUCGAGGACGCGGUGGCGCGACUGGCAGGUGCUCGACGGAAUGACCUCGUGGAGGAGAUCCUCGAGCAGCACAAGGCGCUGCCCCAGGGAAGGCGGGAGGGGUUCGUGAUCAGGGUCAUUGGCCUGUAUGGGAGGGCCCGGAUGCCGGAGCAUGCUCUCCGGACGUUCCGGGAGAUGGAGAUGUACGGGUGCGAGCGCACGGUCAAGUCGCUCAAUGCCACGAUGAAGGUGCUGAUGCAAGCACGGCUCUUUGAUGAGGCCCUGCGGCUGUUGGACGAGGCAUCGCCUACAUACGGGGUUGAGCUGGAUGACAUAUCGUAUAACACAGUGGUGAAGAUGGCGUGCGACAUGGGGGAGCUCCAUGCAGCGUACCGGGUAAUGCAGGAGAUGGAGAAGGAAGGAGUGCGGCCAGAUGUCAUCACAUACACGACACUGAUGGCUGCGUUCUAUAAGAAUGGCCACCGUGAGGUUGGGGAUGGCCUGUGGAACCUCAUGAGGUUGAGGGGUUGCAUGCCCACACUAACCAGUUACAAUGUAAGGAUUCAGUUCCUGAUCAACAGGAAAAGGGGCUGGCAGGCAAAUGAUCUGGUGCGGAAAAUGUAUGCAGCGGGGAUAACACCGGAUGAGAUCACAUAUAACUUGGUUAUUAAGGGAUUUUUUGUGAUAGGUGAGCAUGAGAUGGCGAAGACGGUCUUUGGUGCGAUGCAUGGGAGGGGAUGCAAGCCAAAUGAAAGGAUUUACCAGACAAUGGUGCAUUACCUAUGUAAGCGAAGGGAGUUUAAUUUGGCAUUCAGAUUGUGCAAAGACAGCAUGGAGAAGAACUGGUUUCCGAGUGUCGAUACCAUUCACCAUCUGCUGAAAGGCCUUAUGGUAAUUAAAAAGGACAGGAACGCCCGAGAGAUAAUGAAGUUGGUUGCUGAGAGAAAACCUUCCUAUUCAGUUGAUGACGUGAAGGCCUUCCAAGACAUAUUGUCUCAUGGGAAGACUGGAAGAUAAGUUGACUGCUGGACGAAAAGUUUUGCUGUAAAUGCACCACAUGUAACUCUGGCGCUUUUUCCAUGCUUGGUUGAAAGGAGAAGGUGACAAAGAGAAUAAUUAAAGUGCAGAACAAUAGAAGUUGAGGGGGUGAACGGGAUCGCAUGGUCAUUCAAGCAGCAUUGUUCCCAGAACCAUUAUUGUAAGUCACAAGGUAGACGUUUCCAAAGAUCAACGUUGUUGCUUGUAGCACUUGGAGGAAAACAAGCGUAUUGAUCAUCAAUCGCAGCCAAGUGAGCUUUCUUCUGCCCAGGGUGGCAACAGAUGGGGCAAUUUGCAGCUUAGCGCAAGCAGCAGCAUAGCCAACCAGAAGAGAUUUAUACCAACAGCCCGGUAGCAUAUCCAUAUACUGCUAUUGGGAGACAAACAUACACUGCUACUUUUUAGUUAGUAUAUCAUGUUCAUGUCACUACAACCAUAAAUUUACGGCAUUCUUUGUCUGGUUCUUCAUGUAGAAAAUUUAUCAUUGACAGUAUGUUGUAUUCUCGUUGUUUCUACUCAAUUGACGUGUACAACACAGGUGGAACAAUAUAAAACACGUGUUAGCACUUUA
Messenger RNA from Triticum aestivum (bread wheat), 2584 nucleotides. Its product is annotated as pentatricopeptide repeat-containing protein At1g80150, mitochondrial. NCBI's taxonomy places the organism in Eukaryota, Viridiplantae, Streptophyta, Magnoliopsida, Poales, Poaceae. Gene Ontology annotation, molecular function: protein binding. The transcript has 3 exons. Bases 655 to 1992 code for a protein of 445 amino acids. The record is from RefSeq and is a predicted model, not a curated record.